AUGGGGAGAAGGAGACGGAAACUAUCGCCUAUAUUUGGUGAACGUCUAGAGAGUAGAGAAGAGGUCCGACGUCUUUCUCAGUCCUAUGACAGCCUGCAAGGGAUUGUGAGCAGCCUAGGGGAUUCUCUUCGCUUAGCUAUCCAGGAAGAUACAAACAAGAUGAUUGGUUCUCUAGUCAGUGGGCCAAGUUCCUCCUCACAGUCCUCAGUGGAAUUCGGAACAAUACCAGAUGCAGCAGCUGAGGCCCCACAUGUCCCUGGGGAUCUGUCUGGAAGGGUGGCUGAAGUGAGUGAGAUUCUCCGUUCCAAGACAGAGCUUCUGGAGGAAGUAAAUGGGAUGGUGAUGGGACAUGAGGCACAACUCCAACACCUUUUGGAAGCAACCAGGCCAUCUCCACUCACCUCCACUGAACUGCUGGACCAAUAUCUUGAGGGUAAGCUGGCAGGCCGGGCCCAGCUGCUGGAUGGGCUUGAAGCAAGGUUGCAGAAUAUUCAAGGAAAUUGUGACACUAAAGUUCGGGCUGUUCAGAAGGAAUGUCAGGAUGGAGAAAAUGCAGCAAGGCAUAGGCUGUUACAGGAAAUGGAUGGAAGAGAGCUAGAAAUGCGAAAGGAAAUGUCUCAAAUAGGUGCUACAGUGCAGGGGCUUAAUGCACCUGAGGGCUGCUGUGGACGUCUGGAGGAACUGACUAGGAGAGUAGAGGAACUUGAGCGUGGAAUGCGUCAGCUAAGUGAGGAACACCGCAGCUUGAGUCAGAGACUGGAUGUGGAAGUCAUGCACCUUACUCUGGAGCCACAAGUCUCAGCAAGGCUAGAUGAGGUGGAGGGUCGUUUGAAUCUCACUGAGGAGGGAACUAGGAGGUGCUGCCAAGAAGGAAUGGAAAGGGGACAGCUGAUGGCCGAGCUAGAUGGCGUUAGAGCAUCUAUAGAUGACAAGGUCCGAGUCCUGGAGGAGAGGUUGUUAACUGCUGUAGGAGAGUUGAAUGCCACUGCAGCACUUUCUUUAGAUGGGGCCACUAUGCCACUAUUAGAAGAGCAGAUGUCAACAUUACAAAAAGAGGGCAUAGAGGGUAUGACAGAUGUGCAGAGCCGACUUGCUGCUAUAGAGGAGCUGUGUGCAGCUGGAUGCUCAGUACCUGGAGAUUCAUUACUGGAAAUCCACAAUGAAGUGUCACAGUGCAAAGAGCAAAACCAAGAUCUUCACAGUCAACUGGGCCACCUCAACAACACAGUAUUGAACAUUCAAAGGCAACUGGAGAGACAGAAAGAGGAGACCUUGCAAGGAGAAAUCACUCUGUUGCAAGUCAACCUGCGGAGUGUGGGACGGUCUUUGCAUGGCCUGGAAGAGACAGUGACCAGGGAUGCUGAUGCUGUUACCCAGGUGAACUCUACAGUUGAGGAACGAGGGAGCCGACUGAAUGAGGAACUGCACUCUGUCCAGGACAAGGUGGUUGGACACGGUUCCCAAAUCCGCUCUAGUCGGACACAGUUACUUGGGUUACGUGGUAUGGAGAGGAUGAAAGCACGUUUGGCAGGACAAUUAGGUAGCUGCCAGCAACUGUCUCGAGAAUUACAUGGGGAGGUGGCUCAAUUUGAGCGUAGGGUGUCGGAGGUGGAAAAUGCAUGUGGGAGUCCAGAGAAGGACAUUUUGAGCUAUCUUGACAAUGUCAACAGCACAUUAGCUUCUCAUGAGCGUGGUCUGGCUGCCUUAGGCUUGAACUAA
Bombina bombina (fire-bellied toad) is the source of this 1719-nucleotide messenger RNA. Its product is annotated as EMILIN-3-like. NCBI's taxonomy places the organism in Eukaryota, Metazoa, Chordata, Amphibia, Anura, Bombinatoridae. The record is from RefSeq and is a predicted model, not a curated record.